Molecule: messenger RNA, 1161 nt
Organism: Drosophila montana
Lineage: Eukaryota; Metazoa; Arthropoda; Insecta; Diptera; Drosophilidae
Product: alpha-tocopherol transfer protein
Exons: 5
Coding region: 139-1047 (302 amino acids)
Cellular component (GO): membrane
Molecular function (GO): phosphatidylinositol bisphosphate binding
Source: RefSeq, a predicted model, not a curated record
AGUUGCAAUCGCGAAUUAGCGUCGCACAGACGCGCUUUUUAUUUUCUCCCGCUCGAAAGACGCCAAUUGAAUCUUUGACACACUUUUGUUGCUCCUUUGUGUUCGUUUUGCUUUUUUUUGAGUUCGUUUCGAAGAAGAAUGGUGCAUAAACAGGAUAAUGAACAGCUGAUGGCGCAGCGUCUGGCCGAGCUUCAAAGUUUGAUUAAGGCGCAGCCGCAGCUACCCCACAAUAUUUCGUCGACAUUGCUGCGGCGAUUUCUGCACACGACGCGCGGCGAUGUGGCUGCCGCACAGCGUCUGCUGCAGCUCAACUAUGCCAUGCGCAACAAGCAUCCGCAAAUUUUCAUCGAUCGUGAUCCAAUGGAUGCCAGCUCCCAGCAGCUGUUGCAAGUCGCAGAUCUGGUGCCGCUGCCGGGCCUGACGCCGGAGAACAACAAGCUGCUAUUUUAUCGCCUGAUUGACCACGAUGCGGACAAGUUCAAUUUUACGGCCGGCAUCAAGGUCUUCUUUAUGGUCGCCGAUUGUCGCUUCGCCACGGAGACAGACGGCCGUUUAUCGGACGGAGAGAUACCCAUUUUCGAUAUGGCCGGCUAUACGUUGCGGCAUCUGACAAAGACGGUGCUCAGCUCGCUGCGCGUCUACAUGAAGUUCGUCCAGGAGGCGCAUCCGGUGCGGCUCAGGGAGGUUCAUGUCCUCAAUUGCCCAUCGUAUCUGGACAAAGUGCUCACCGUGGUCAAGCCGUUCAUCAAGAGCGAGGUCUUCAAGCUCAUACACUUUCAUCUGCCCAAUGCGGAUACCCCAUACAAGCACUUUCCUCGCGCCAUGCUGCCGGAGGAGUACGGCGGCGGGGCUGGCAAAAUGUCGCACCUAAAGCAGCAGUGGGUGCACUUGCUCCAACAGCACCGGGAAUAUUUAAUGGAUGCCGAUAACUGGCAGCUUAACAAGUGCAAAAAGGGGGUCACCAGCAGCAGCAGCAGCAGCAGCAGCAGCGGCAGCGGCGUCUGCAACACGUUGACGCACAGCCUCAAGACGCUGGAAAUUGAUUAGUUUUAGCCGUAUUCAUACCUUAUAUACCUGUACAUUAUAUAUAUCGACAUUGAUACCACAGCUGGGCUUGGAUUUAGUUCAUAAUUGUUUUCUAAUAAAAAUGCAUACAACAUG